CGGUGUACAUAAGGUUUGAACAUCCCGCCAGUGGCGAAGAGGGGUCACGGUCUGGCUCGGUUGGUGAUAACAAUCAAGUCGUAAGCUCCCAGUGCCAGUCAACAUUGUCAGAUUUCGAUCCAUACAGCUCACACACAUGCCUUGGGGCACAUUCAGUCGAUCGCGUGUUCAGCGUGACUUGGGGGACUUCGGCGAACCGAGCGAAGAUGAUCAAAGUCUUGGACAGCGGAGAGGCAACAUCGACGUGCGGUGUACCUUCAAAGCAGAAGAGUUCAAGUGGGCCGCCGACGAUCAGAUCUCGAAAACUCUGGCCCUCCUCUAUUUCGAAUUUGAUAUCUUGCGAGGAAAUGCGAGGUUCGAGCUGGCCACCGUCGAGAUUGAUGUAGGGACCCCUUGCGAUGAAACCAUUUCCUCGAUCACCCUAAAGGACUUUGCGCCCAGAAACGGUAUAACCGGAUUAUCGCAGGAUGUUCUCAUCGAGGAAAGACAUCAGACAGAUCCUGAGAUCAAUGCUGGAGCUCUCGGUACGUCACUCGGUCUACGUGGCCAUUUGAACGAGAGGAAUACCAGUACGACCGAGAGACGUCGCUGGGUCUUCAAGGCCGGCACUCCCUCCACCGAACAAAACAUACCGAGGGUAGCCGAGUUUAGGUGGGAAUCCAAUGGAGACCAUUCUGAUGCGAGUAGAAGACGUGUUGGCGCGCUCACUCUCAAGUGUACGGGUUUGCCUCCUGUUCAGACUGCUCAAGGCUCUGGAGAUACCCCGAGGCCUGAUCCGCUGGCAUCUGGAGACCUCCAGGGGUCUGAUCGACCGCUGUCUAAAAUCUCGCCGAGCCCUGAACAGCCGGUACCUCAAGAACCACCAAGGUCUAUUUCGACACCCAAAAAGUCUCUCAAGCUGAAGGUCACUGUGACCGUAUAUCCUUGUCGUUGGUGGCAGCAACUCGGACACUCGGGACCAAAAUCAAAAGAAAGCAAUCGUAUCCCUCUACUGGACGAACGAAAGACCACAUCCGAAGACUUCAAGACGCAAGAGAAGCAGCUACAACGUACAAUCGAGCAGGACAAUGCGGAUAUGGCACCGGCUCAGGUUCCCGAGACCAGAGCUAUUCCUACCACGGACGUUAGCAGGAAUCCAAUGCCCCAUCGUAACAGAGAUGUGACUAAGGCUCAGGCAUCGUAGACACAUUUCAGAAUGGAACAACAGGCUAGAGGAGGUUCGGCAGCCGUCUAACUAUAUCUGCCUAUCGCGAAGGGUAUCCUAUAAACAUAUUAACUACAUCAAAUCCAUCUAGCUACAUAACCAAUUCCCAC
Molecule: messenger RNA, 1314 nt
Organism: Aureobasidium pullulans EXF-150
Lineage: Eukaryota; Fungi; Ascomycota; Dothideomycetes; Dothideales; Saccotheciaceae
Exons: 2
Coding region: 137-1183 (348 amino acids)
Source: RefSeq, a predicted model, not a curated record